Messenger RNA from Penicillium maclennaniae, 1776 nucleotides. RefSeq names its product phosphoribosylaminoimidazole carboxylase ADE2. Gene Ontology annotation, biological process: 'de novo' IMP biosynthetic process. Lineage: Eukaryota; Fungi; Ascomycota; Eurotiomycetes; Eurotiales; Aspergillaceae. The record is from RefSeq and is a predicted model, not a curated record. Gene Ontology annotation, molecular function: ATP binding; metal ion binding; phosphoribosylaminoimidazole carboxylase activity. The transcript is spliced from 3 exons. The coding region runs from base 1 to 1776 and encodes 591 amino acids.
AUGUGGAACUCGCCCAAGGUCGGAAUCCUCGGUGGUGGCCAGCUCGGCCGCAUGCUUGUCGAGUCCGCCAACCGAUUGAACAUCCAGUGCAAUGUUCUCGACGCCGAAAACUCCCCAGCCAAGCAGAUUAGCUUCCACAACGGCCAUGUCACCGGUUCCUUCAAGGAACGUGACGCCGUUCGCCAAUUAGCCAAGACUUGUGAUGUCCUGACUGCCGAGAUCGAACAUGUCGACACCUAUGCGCUCGAAGAGGUCUCUUCCGAAGUUCGCAUGGAACCCUCUUGGCAGGCUAUCCGCACGAUCCAGAACAAGUUCAACCAGAAAGAGCACUUGCGCAAGUACGGUAUCCCGAUGGCUGAUCACCGGGAGUUGGUCAAGAACACACCCGAGGAAUUGGCCGAGGUUGGGGAGCAGUUGGGCUACCCAAUGAUGUUGAAGUCGAAGACAAUGGCAUAUGAUGGGCGGGGAAACUUCCGCGUGAACUCUAAGGCCGAUAUCCCCGAGGCUCUCGAGACUCUCAAGGCCCGUCCGUUGUAUGCGGAGAAGUGGGCCUACUUCAAGAUGGUUCGUGAAUCUAUACUUCAAGACGCUCAGGCUGUAACUCACAGUGCGAUUCUACAGGAGCUCGCUGUCAUGGCUAUCAAGACCAAGGAUGGCGUUCUGUCAUACCCCACCGUCGAGACCGUCCAGGAGGACUCAAUAUGCAAGCUAGUGUACGCACCCGCCCGGAACGUCUCCGAGAAGAUCAACCAAGCCGCCCAGGCCCUUGCCCGCAAGGCUGUCUCCGCCUUCGAAGGUAAGGGUGCCUUUGGCGUUGAGAUGUUCCUCCUCGAGGAUGACAGUCUGAUGCUGUGCGAGAUCGCCAGCCGCAUUCACAACUCCGGGCACUGGACCAUCGAGGGCUGCGCUCUGUCGCAGUUCGACAGCCACAUGCGGGCCAUUGUCGACCUUCCCAUUCCCGCCAAGAGCCUUGAGCUCCGCACUCCCUCAAUCAUGCUCAAUAUCAUCGGUGGCGCCACUCCCGACUCCCACCUGAGGGCCACCGAGGCCGCGCUUUCCAUCCCCAACGCAAGCAUUCACCUGUACAGCAAGGGUGACGCUAAGCCAGGUCGCAAGAUGGGCCACGUCACUGUCACCGCCGCGACUAUGCACGAGGCCGAGAUAUUGAUUCAGCCUCUCAUCGACGUCGUAGACGACAUGCGUGCCCAGCGGAAAGACAUCAAGACCAAGGCUGCUGUCUCCGGCCCCUCCAAGCCCGCCCCUCAGGUGGCCGUUGUUAUGGGCUCCGACAGUGACCUGAAGACUCUGGUGCCCGGACUGAAGCUGCUGGAGAAUUACUUUGGUAUUAAGCCCGCCGUGGAGAUCACUUCCGCCCACCGCACCCCGAACUAUAUGGCCGAAUAUUCCGCCGAGGCUGCCGCACGCGGCAUCAAGGUGAUCAUUGCCGCCGCCGGUGGUGCUGCUCAUCUCCCCGGUAUGGCCGCCGCUCACACCGCGCUGCCUGUCAUCGGUGUCCCUGUCAAGGGAAGUUCCCUGGAUGGCGUGGACAGCCUGUACAGCAUCGUGCAGAUGCCUCGUGGUGUCCCCGUCGCAACCGUCGGAAUCAACAACAGCAUCAACGCUGCCCUCUUGGCCGCGCGCAUCAUCGGUGCCUUCGACCCUGCCAUCCAGGCCAAGGUAGAGAAGUACGCCGAAGAAGCCCGUGCCGAGAACAUGGAAAAGAAAGGAACCAAGCUCCAGGAAUUAGGCUGGGAGAAGUACUUCGAGCAGAUGUAA